AUGGCCGACGAAGUAAUGGAUGUAGACUCUUUGGAGCCGCGAGGCACAAAGCGAUCGGCCACAGAUGCUGGUCUGCAGCCCCAACUGUCAAGGAAAAUCCAGGCUCUUGACCCAGAUGUGGUGAAUAAGAUCGCUGCUGGGGAGAUCAUCGUUGCCCCCAUGCAUGCUCUGAAAGAAUUGAUCGAGAAUUCCAUCGAUGCCGGCGCCACUUCCAUCGAAAUCUUGGUGAAGGAUGGGGGUUUGAAACUUCUACAGAUCACCGAUAAUGGACACGGAAUCGAAUGUGAUGACCUUGGAAUACUGUGUGAGAGAUUCACCACCUCCAAGCUCAAAGCGUUUGAAGACCUGUCUUCUAUUGGUACCUACGGCUUCCGUGGAGAGGCUUUGGCGAGUAUCAGUCACAUAGCACAUCUCACCGUUACUACGAAGACAGCGGGGUCAAGCUGCGCCUGGAAAGCUCACUACAACGACGGGAAAUUAGUUCCCGCUAAACCUGGCCAAAGCGCAGAACCAAAGCCAACUGCUGGUCGGGGCGGAACUCAGAUCACGGUUGAGGACCUUUUUUACAACAUCCCUACACGACGUCGGGCUUUCCGAUCCUCAAGCGAGGAAUACGCAAAAAUCCUUGACGUUGUCGGCCGUUAUGCUGUACAUUGCUCUGGCGUCGCAGUUUCAUGCAAGAAACACGGCGAUGCUGGAGUCAGUAUUUCAACGUCAACAAACUCCACAACAGUAGAUAGAAUUCGCCAAAUUCACGGCAGCGCUGUGGCCAGUGAGCUUGUCAAUUUUAACGUUGAAGACCCAGGACUUGGAUUCCGUGCUUCAGGCUGGGUCAGUAAUGCAAACUACCAUGUGAAGCGGACCACUAUCCUCUUGUUCAUUAAUCACCGCUCUGUGGAAUCUUCUACAGUACGGCGGGCAAUAGAGCAGACGUAUUCCAACUUUCUCCCAAAGGGUGGCCAUCCAUUUACCUAUCUCGAUCUGGAAAUUGAGCCGCAGCGAGUCGACGUGAAUGUCCACCCGACCAAAAGGGAAGUUAAUUUCCUAAACGAGGACGAGAUCAUUAGUUCCAUAUGUACUGCCAUCCAACAGCAACUGGCAACGGUAGAUUCUAGUCGGACUUUUAUGGUUCAGACUUUACUACCUGUUGGACGAAAUCAGAGUACUUUGAGUUCCAACGCAGAGGGAAAUUCAAUGAACGAUAAACCACCAACAUCUCGAACCCUUUCCGGCACAAAACGUCCAUAUGAGAACAAUCUCGUAAGGACAGACGCCACCAUGCGCAAGAUAACCUCGAUGCUACCCCCCGCGUCAUCACAAUCAACCCCCAUCCUCAACGGUCAGUCCCAACCACAACCCGCUGUAGCAGACGACGGCGGUCUUCGCUACGAAAACACAGACCGGGAGCCCACCCAGGUCAAGCUCACAUCCGUUAAAAGCCUCCGCGCCGCCGUCCGCUCAUCAAUGCACAAUAACCUCACCGAACUCUUCGCCUCCCUCACCUACGUCGGGCUCGUGGAUGAACGACGACGGGUAGCAGCCAUUCAGUCCGGCGUCAAGCUUUUCCUGGUCGACUACGGCAUGGUUAUCAGCGAAUUCUUCUACCAGAUCGGCCUGACAGAUUUCGGGAACUUUGGCAGGAUUAACCUAGAAUCCUCCCCCCAGCUCGUGGACCUGUUAUACCUCGCCGUCGCCCUGGAGCGUGAUGAGCACCGAGCCAGGCAAGAACAGGAGGGGAUACCUGCAUCUGAAAUUGACGCCAUCGACUUUGACAGGAUAGUCACGACGGUAGCUACGCAGCUCAUCGAACGCCGCGAGAUGCUCGAUGAGUACUUCUCCCUCUCCAUAUCCGAAGAGGGAAAUCUCCUCUCCAUCCCUCUACUGCUAAAGGGCUACAUGCCCUCGUUAGCAAAACUUCCACGUUUCCUCCUCCGCCUGGGCCCAUACGUUGACUGGACUGACGAAGAAGCCUGUUUCAGCACAUUUCUCCGCGAACUCGCUGCCUUCUACACCCCUGAACAACUACCCACCCCACCCCUUGUCGACCCCAGUAAGAACACACCACGCAAAGACGAGACAACAACAGCAGCAACAGCAAAUCCCAAACUCACACCCACACCAGCCAGCGGAGACCCUAAUGGCCCUAUAAUCUCUCCCACAUCCACAUCCACAUCCACAGCCAACGAACCACAGCCCUCCACCAGCACCGGCGGCAGUACCACCAAUACAAGCACAAAUCAAGCAACCACCACUGACCCUUCUUCGUAUCCCGACCCGUACCCAACUGAGGACCCGCUACCGCCAAAAGAAGAUGAAUGUAUCAUACGGCGCCGCGCACAGAUAUCCUGGAUGCUAGAGCACGUGCUAUUCCCAUCCCUGCGUGCCCGGCUGGUUGCGACGAAUGAGCUUGUCAGGGGCGUCGUGGAAGUUGCGAAUCUGAAGUCGCUGUAUAGGGUAUUUGAGCGGUGUUAG
Messenger RNA from Paracoccidioides lutzii Pb01, 2472 nucleotides. Its product is annotated as DNA mismatch repair protein Mlh1. Bases 1 to 2472 code for a protein of 823 amino acids. Gene Ontology annotation, biological process: mismatch repair. Gene Ontology annotation, cellular component: MutLalpha complex. Gene Ontology annotation, molecular function: ATP-dependent DNA damage sensor activity; ATP hydrolysis activity; ATP binding. The transcript is spliced from 4 exons. The record is from RefSeq and is a predicted model, not a curated record.